UUAUAAUGUCUUAAUUUCCACUUCAAACCCUCUUCACUCUCCUCUAAUCUCCCAGAGCUACACUCCUCUUCCACAUAUUCCCCUGCAUUAUUGUUUCAACAUCCCUAUUAUGCAAGACCAGCUCUUCUUCAUCCUCUCUAUUAUAUAGUUCUCACUGCAGGCUUUUAUCACCUUUUCUUUCUCUCUCUCUCUCACCGUCAUGGCCUCAACCUUCUCACUCUCUUGGGUUGUAUUACUAUCAUUACUAAUUCUCUCCUUGUCUGUUUAUCCAGCAUUUUCUACGUCUAGGAGAGCUUUAAGCUACCCUGCACAGCUUAAAAAUGGAUUCCGAAUUACGCUCAAACAUGUCGAUUCUGAUAAAAACUUGACCAAGUUCCAGCGUAUACAACAUGGGAUUAAGCGUGCCAAUCACAGGUUGGAAAGGCUGAACGCAAUGGUCCUGGCUGCUUCUUCUAAUGCUGAAAUUAACUCUCCAGUUCUAUCAGGAAAUGGUGAAUUCUUGAUGAAUUUAGCGAUUGGAACACCACCGGAAACCUACUCAGCAAUCAUGGAUACUGGCAGUGAUUUAAUAUGGACCCAAUGUAAACCUUGUACUCAGUGUUUUGAUCAGCCUAGCCCGAUUUUCGAUCCGAAAAAGUCAUCUUCCUUCUCCAAGUUAUCAUGUUCAAGCCAGCUAUGUAAAGCAUUACCACAGUCAUCAUGCAGUGAUAGCUGCGAAUAUCUUUACACCUAUGGCGAUUAUUCUUCCACGCAAGGGACGAUGGCAACUGAAACCUUCACCUUUGGAAAGGUUUCUAUUCCGAAUGUUGGGUUCGGUUGUGGGGAAGACAACGAGGGAGAUGGGUUCACCCAAGGCUCGGGCCUAGUUGGGCUGGGGAGAGGACCCUUAUCCCUAGUUUCCCAGCUGAAAGAAGCCAAAUUUUCGUAUUGCUUAACAUCCAUUGACGACACAAAAACUAGUACACUUCUGAUGGGAUCUCUAGCAAGCGUGAAUGGCACUUCUGCUGCAAUAAGAACUACCCCUUUAAUUCAAAAUCCGUUGCAGCCAUCUUUCUACUAUCUUUCCCUCGAAGGAAUAUCAGUUGGUGGAACUCGCUUGCCUAUCAAGGAAUCAACUUUUCAACUUCAAGAUGAUGGCACUGGUGGCUUAAUUAUAGACUCUGGCACUACAAUAACCUAUUUAGAAGAAAGUGCUUUUGAUUUAGUGAAAAAGGAGUUCACUUCUCAGAUGGGGCUACCAGUGGACAACUCAGGAGCUACAGGUCUUGAACUUUGCUACAAUUUGCCAUCCGAUACAAGUGAACUAGAGGUGCCUAAGUUGGUACUUCAUUUUACUGGAGCAGACUUAGAAUUGCCUGGUGAGAACUAUAUGAUUGCUGAUUCAAGCAUGGGAGUGAUUUGUUUGGCAAUGGGAAGUUCUGGUGGAAUGUCAAUCUUCGGAAAUGUACAGCAGCAGAACAUGUUUGUUUCUCAUGAUCUUGAAAAAGAAACCUUAUCAUUCCUUCCCACAAAUUGCGGUCAGUUGUAAGGCUGGGUUGAUUAGUGGUGUGAUUAAAUCUUACCUAUAUAUGUCUGCUUUUUACCAUUGUUAUACGAUUUUAUUAGAUGAUAUUUUCUCUGAAUAAAAUCAAACUUCUCUCUA
Messenger RNA from Ricinus communis (castor bean), 1642 nucleotides. RefSeq names its product aspartic proteinase nepenthesin-1. The transcript has a single exon. Gene Ontology annotation, molecular function: aspartic-type endopeptidase activity. Gene Ontology annotation, biological process: proteolysis. Gene Ontology annotation, cellular component: extracellular region. Lineage: Eukaryota; Viridiplantae; Streptophyta; Magnoliopsida; Malpighiales; Euphorbiaceae. The record is from RefSeq and is a predicted model, not a curated record. The coding region runs from base 200 to 1528 and encodes 442 amino acids.